CAGAAAAGAAAAAAAAAAUGAAAAAAUAUAAAUACACACACAAUGAAAACACAGAACGUUCAGUUGUUAACACACUCAAAAACAUACGCCGCUCGUGCAGUCGCCGCCAACCUCCAUUUGGCUCUGGUGUCUUGUGUUUGGUUAUUGAUUUGUGCUACUCAAUGGGGAUUCAUGUAUAGAGGACGAGACAACAAGAACAAGCUGAAUAGUAAGUCACAUAAUUGCAGCAUAAACAAUCCAUGGAGACAAACUUUGAUAGAGCCGAUUUUUGGUUAAUGUUCGAAAAGUUCAGAGAGCAGCAGUUCAAGAGCUUGGUGAGAAUGGCCUGAACUGCACAAGUAUAGGAACAUCUAUCAACUACAGAAAAUGUUGGUUGAAGGUUAUAAAUCUUUGAAGGCUGCAGAGGACAUUCCUGUUGAUAUACUUGAACUUUCACGAAGCAGGGACCUCAAGGUGGAGGCAAAAGAGGACCCUGAUGCCACUGAAAAUUCAAGCUCAUUUGCCGACACAAUUUCUGGAAAUGAAAAUGCUUCCAGUUUAAGCGAUGCUGAAGUUGAGUCACAGUUCAUUCCUGACAUUGAUUUGGCUCCUGCAUUUGAUGGAUUUGGCAGUGUCUUCCCAAUAAGGAAGAAAAAAUUGACUGCUCACUGGAGAAACUUCAUACAUCCUCUAAUGUGGCGAUGCAAAUGGACAGAGUUGAGAAUAAAGGAAUUAGAGUCACAAGCAUCAAAAUAUGCCAGAGAGGUUUCUGUAAUUGACCGUGAGAAACAUAUGCCGUUAGAUAAAACAACAGUGGAACAGUUGGGAUCAAAGUCGCUGCCAAUUCCACUUCAAAGUCGUAGAAAAAGGCCCAUGAAGAGGAGAAAAAGAAAGAGAGUGGAGAAUACAAGUGAUAUUACAACAUACAUGUCAAAUCAUAUCCUUUUCUCUGAACGAGAAAAUAAGAGACCUGAUCUGGAUGGAGUUCCUACAUGGGAGAAUAAUGACAAGCAUGCGGGCACCCGUGAUGAGUUUGGCCUUCACGAUGAUUAUUCAUUUCAUGAAGAAAAUGAUAAUAUCCUAGAGCAUAUCCUCAGGAAAAUCGAGCUAGUGCAUACUCGGGUUCAUAAAUUGAGGACUCAACUUGAUGUAGUUUUGAUAAAUAACGCUAGCAGGUUUUCUUCCUCUGAGAACUUGAGCCAACUUAUGGGAGGCGAUGUACGUAGCCCUACAUUCUCUGCUUGCAAUGGGGAUACAGUCUCGGUUGGGGGCCUGUAUACAUCAUCUCCUCCGUAUAUAGGGGACUAUGAUAUCGGGGAUUUUGUUUUACCCGACAGUGCAGUUUCUAGUUUUGGAGAGCCUAUCCCGAUUCCUGAUAUCAUUGAAAGCACCGUUGGACUACUGUCAUCUAUAGAUGUCACGCAGCAUCAAACCCAAAUCGGAGACUCGUCUGAAAAGAUUGUGGACAACAUCCUGAUACAAAAUGAGGCAGCAGAAGUUGAGGGCGCCUUCAAAUACAGCCACAACCAAUCAGCUGACAAGGCUCAGGACGCGGAACACAGUGGAGAGGAAGAGAGCAAUAACAAGGCCUCCAUCUUGGCUAUAGAGUCCGACGUGGAGGCAAACACCUUGAAAUCAUGUCUUACCUCUCAGAUACACUUCCCCAAGAAUAAGAGGAAACGGGGAGAGCGCAAGGCCGGUUCUGGGAACUGGAGUCGCCAGCGGCCAGGUGAAGCUGAAAGCUAACGAGUUAUUAGAGCCUCAACUAUCUCUACUCUACUGUGUCAGGGAAGGCUAGUUCUGCGCAACGCAGGCGCGCCUCCAAUGGUCUAAUGAGGUAACACACCUUAGUCACUUCCUUUUUUUUUUUUUUUUUUCUUUUUUUUUGUGGGCUCAUUGAGCCAAGUUGUUAGUUCAGUUUAGGAAGUGCAGCCAUAAUGCUGCAUUGUAUUGUAUGUGCAGCUUCUCGUUUGUAGUCAUCAAAUCACUGCUGGAUUCCAGUUUUUGUUGUUUCAUUUGAUGGCUUCAAA
Molecule: messenger RNA, 2009 nt
Organism: Salvia miltiorrhiza (redroot sage)
Lineage: Eukaryota; Viridiplantae; Streptophyta; Magnoliopsida; Lamiales; Lamiaceae
Exons: 6
Coding region: 367-1725 (452 amino acids)
Source: RefSeq, a predicted model, not a curated record